UGGUGAGAACAAGACGGUGGUUUAAUGUUAAUAGCCAUGUGAUAUUUCUAGAAAAAGUAUAUAAGAAAGUUGUCUGUGGUAUAACCUAGAAAUUUUGCGUUUGGCAGCAUUUUCUGUAAAGUGAAGAAAAGAGAUUAUAAAACUUUGAAACAGCCUCUGGAAAGUGCAACAUGAUUGAGCAGGAAGAGGUUAUGAAAAGUAAUAAAAAGUCUUUGUUAACGAAGUACGAUAUUCCAGUGGAUCACAUUUCUUUCGAAUAUGUCGAAAAAUGUAACGAUCGAAAGGAAAUGGAAAAGAUCGUUAAAAUACUAAGAUCUGGUGAAGAAGGACAGUUUCCUCAGCUUACCAUUUGUGCUGAAACUCGUCUUAGGCAGAUCGCUCCAGAGAGUCGUGUUUUGCAAACUGAGGAACCCAUCCUAACCAAAGCCACCCUUGAGCCUGGACAUUGGGAUGAGGUUUCUAAUGAGGUGCAGGAAUGGACUGGAAAAAUGAAGGCACGUGAACAGGAACUGAAGAAGAGCAGCAUUGUUGGUCAGUCUUCAGCAUACCUGCCAACUGUACGCAACAUGAAGAGCACCAAGACUCAGAACUCUGAUAAUUGCAACCAGGGGACUGGACUAUUACUAAUGAAGAGUGUGGUGCCUCGAAAUUAUGCAGACUGGGAUAAGUUUGACGUAGAUAAGGAGCUCCUCAAGAUGGAGUUGGAGGAUGAGCAGAGGAAAGAGCAGGCUAUAAAGAAGAGAAAGCAGCAAGAGAAGGAGAAGAUGAAGAACAAGAGAGAUAACGAAGAUAAAUUUGCACAUGCUGCAGAGAAUCUCUCAACAGUAGAAAAGGAGGUUAUGGCAACACAGGAGAAAGAUCGAGGCAAUGAAUAUUAUCGUUCUGGUGACUAUGAAUUGGCUGUGAAGCACUAUACAUCCAGCUUGUCUCUUUGCUGCACACCAGCUGCCUACAACAACAGAGCAAUGGCAUAUCUGAAGCUUUACAAGUAUGGAGCAGCGCUCUCAGAUUGCAGUCAGGUUCUGAAAGCAGAGCCACUUAAUGUAAAGGCUUUGCUUCGGCGGGGAGUUGCCCAGCAGAACAAGAACAAUUAUGAACAGGCUUUUGAAGACUUCUCAAAAGUUUUGGAGCUGGAACCAGGCAACCAGCAAGCAAAGUCUCUUGCUGAGCAGAUGAAAAUGAAGUGUGGAGCUAAUUUCAAGAGUGUGAGAAUAACCAUUGAGGAUGAGUCUACAGGCUUUGUUUUUCCUGCAUCGAGACAGAAUGUAGCAGUGAAUGAAUGGGGGUUAGCAAAAACAAUGUGCAGAUGCAAUGGCAUUCCAGCCUGGUCACAUAGAGCCCCUCCCAAGUGCAGGACCUGCCAAAGGAAACGAGCAGAACGAAGAGCGAAAAAAGAGGAGGCAAGGCAGAAACUGAAACAGGCCACCAAAGAGGCCUCUGAGAUGGGUGACCAAAGUGACUGUAUUGUGAUGGCCACCCCUGCUGCUGGUGAUAGAGAGGGAAGAAGUAAUGUGAACACGUACAAUGGAGAAAAUGGGGAUCAAAUGCAGAUUGAUGAGAAAGGGAGUGGGGAUACGCGGGCAACGGAGAAGAUUGUAGAGGAAGUAGCUGGAGAAGAUUCGGAACUGCCGAGCCAUAAGGAUUUGAUAAGUAGUGAACUGGACUCAGUGCAAGUAAGUGGGAGCGCAAGAGAAGCUGAGAAGGGAGCAAUGGAAGAUGUAUCAGAAAGAAAGAAAUUAGAAGAUGCAAGAAAGAAAGAUUUUAAAAGUAGUGAAAGUAAUAUAACAAUGGAAAAGAAAGGAAUGGGAGAUUCAGAGAAAUAUAAGAAAGGAGUAAUGCAAAUGACCUUGGAUGAGAAACAGAAGCUCCCUUCAGGCAUUGACCUGAGUAUGACAAUAGAAACAAAAGGGAAGAGGGAAACAAAGAGAACCAGGAAGGUAGUGGAAAUCAGUGACAGUAAUGAGACAAAUGAAAACAAGGAAACACUUUCCGAAGCAAAUACUUUAAAGGAUGUAAAGCAGAAGUUUUCACCAGGCACUGAUGGCAAUGGACCAAAGCAAUCCAAGGUGAAGGUAGCAAACAAAUAUAAAACAAGCACAAAACCAUCACAAGAGGAAACAUCAGAGUGUAGUACAAAACAGGCAUUGCAUUUUCAGACCCAAAGAGUGAACACAGUUACAUCGCCAUAUGAGUUUAUAAGGCUUUGGCAGGCUAUCAAGGGGGACACAGACCUCUCUGAACAUGCCCAAGUGUUGCAAGCUGUCCCACCUUCACAUCUCUCAUCUGUUCUUGGAAAUAAGUUGGAUGGAACUAUGCUGAGCACCAUUCUUCUCUGCCUACAGAAACAUUUUACACCUGAGUUGAUGCUGCAGUACAUGGAAAACCUCAUAUUGGUGCCCAGGUUCACCACAAUCAGUUUGUUCCUUCCAUCCUCAGAAGUGAAAGCUGUGCAUGAGUUACUGAAGAAGCUAGAUAGUCUCGAUCAUCACCCAUCUGUUGCCCUUUGGAAAGCAUUCCCCCACUGAUGUACUUCUGUGUGAACAUCAAUACUGAGGUCAUUUAGAAAGAAUUAAUUUCCUGUCCACACACAGUUAGAAGCAAAUGAUUACCUAGAAAUCAUAUAUAUUCUGAUGUAAAGUUACAAAUGAGUAUUUUUUAACUGGCACAGUGUUUAAAGCAUUCUGUCUGCUAUCAUCAGCAAAAAAUUUCCUGAUGGUCGGUUGAUAUGCCGUCCUAAGGAAUAAGUCUUACAGUAUUCUGUGAAAAACAUUAAUGUAAAAAUGGUUUAAUUAAAUGAUAUGCUUUGAGAAUGUGUUUGAGCAUUGUGUCAGAUGGCAACAUACCUUGCAAAGUGUAGACUUAAAAAUCUGCUAUUGCGUGGUAUUUUAAUAUUUGCAUGUGAUCGUGAUAUAUUAUUGUUACAUUACCGAUUUAUUUGUGUUACUGUUUAAUUUAACUGCAAGAAAAUUUAUGAUUGAAAAAUGUUUUAUAUGCUGGUUAUAUGGAUUACAAUGCCAAAUAAUUCAGGAAGCCUGCUAGCUCUAGGCAUUGCCCUCAUGCAUGUUACCAUUAUUUUUAGAUCUGUGUAUAUAAUUGCUUAUAUAAUUAUGAUUGUAAUGUCUUGGAGGAAACUUCUACAAAUAGGGAAAUUGAUUUCGUAAUCGACAUAAGUAAUAAUGGUGUAUGUUUAUUUUAUAUAUUGUAUGCAAGGAAGCUAUAAAAACAGACUUAUGCAUGAAUGUUGGCAGUUUCUGAUAUAAUAUUCUCAUAUGCUGCCUUUUAGCAGUUAUUAAAGUAAUAAUCUUCUUGAAAUGUGUAGUUUUUAAAUAAAUUUGUUUUGUCUUACAUAGAUAGUAUAUUGCUACAAGAAAUUCUUUCGUACAUGGCAACUUCAAAAUAAAUCAGAGUACUUAGAAUUUAUAUUUAAGUGCACAGAGUUCAGUAUCACUAUUUGUUUUUCACCCCUCCCUUUCCAAAAAUCUACUUCUCCAUACAAAUUCUUAUCUGCAUUAUGUAUGGUGUUAGAUGAUGAUGUGAAUUCUCUCUGUAUCGUAAAAAGAAUUACAUGUGCUGUUUUUAAUAGAUGUACAUUGGCAUCAUUAGUGUAUUCAACAUUUUUAGAGAUGACUGCAUAGUGGACUAGUGGUUAGCGUGCACUGGACCCAAGGUUCACGAGUUCAAACUUGGCCAAGGUCGAUGGAUUUUUAAGGGUGAUAAAAAUCCAUAGCACGACUUUCUUCGGAGGUAAAGUAAAGCCGGCAUAUCAGACAACUCUUUUCUGAUAACUCGUUGAUCUUCACAUACUAUACCGUAGUUGGUGUUUACAGUCACAUCAUUAAUUGCAGUUGAAGGAGCUGCCAACUCACCCAGUUUCUCGAACAACUCCUGACCUUCUUUGAAUUGUUUGAAUCAUCAAAGAGCUGUUGACUGAGGCAAAACCUCUUCUUUACAAGCCUUUUUUAACAAAUUGUUUGCUUCAGUUGCAGUAUUCUUUAAACAGUAAAAAAAUUAAGUGGGGCGUGUUGUUGACACGUGUGAUUUCAGAGACAAGACAGGCAUAGCACAAGCACGACUAAACAUCGUUUUUACCCCUUAUUGAUCAGACCUCAUUUGUAUAUUUAUUGCUUCAUUCUCGUGUGUUAUUCUUUAUUAGCUGAAACAGUGUUAUGGUAUUAAUUUUGGACCUGGCUUUGCAAGAGGAUAAAUAAAUUCUAUCAUGCUUAGUUGUUGUCGUAAGUCUACAGCCUGUACGUCUAUUAUUUUUCCACAAUAUAUGCCUGACCUCUGCACCUUUAUUACCAGUAUCUGUAGAACCAAGUAUGAAGUGUGUGACCAUUUAUUGAAUAAUAAGACUUUGCAUUUUACUCUCGUAAACAAAAUAUUUGAUAUAACAGUUUCUAUUAUAGUGUGGAUAUUAUUCAUGUUCCCUGUCACUUGGAUUAUUUUCAGCUUUUGUUAUAUGUGAAUCUGGCUCUAUGCAGUUUUUUUUCUUACCAUAGUGUACAAAUAGGAAUAGUGUUUGUAAUUUUAUGGGCUUCCUCCAGUUGUUUAGAAACUUGUACCUCAAUUAUAAGGCAGUGAGUGAGUGAGUGUGUGGUUUUAUUUUGUUGAUUUUUUCUCAUUGUCUUCUGUAAUAAAAAAUUGAAUUUACAGGGUUUUAUAUGGUAUGAUAACUGAAUGCCAGUAGUACUUAGGAUUUUCCUUCAUAGUAGACAUCAUGAAAUGCAAUUUAAUCUCCUUUGCCUUGCAUAACAGCCAUUGGUUCAUUUCAAAACAACUUGUGUUUUUUCCUUGAUGAAUUUUUGUUUUGAUCCAUGUGGUAUCAAAGAUAUAAAUGUUGGUUCAUUACUUGGAUUAUCUCUAAUCUCAUUCCAUGCACAUCUGUUAUUUCAUGUAUAUGUGUGAUGUAAUAACUUUUGCCAGGAAUGCUCCAAGUAUUAAAGAACAAGAAAUUAUAAUAAUUUUUGUAAUUAUGUUACUUGAAAUGCUUCCAUCUGUAUAGAAAGGCUAUGGUAACUUUUGAAUUAAUAAUUAUAUACAUGACUUUUG
This is a messenger RNA of Zootermopsis nevadensis, 5049 nucleotides long. It is a transcript of the gene Spag1, whose product is annotated as Spag1 axonemal dynein assembly factor. The record is from RefSeq and is a predicted model, not a curated record. Gene Ontology annotation, molecular function: heat shock protein binding. Gene Ontology annotation, cellular component: cytosol; mitochondrion. Lineage: Eukaryota; Metazoa; Arthropoda; Insecta; Blattodea; Termopsidae.